CCGGGAAUCUCCUGCUGCCGCCACCCCCCGAGGCCUCCUCAAGCGCUGCGUGGAAGAGGAGCUGCGACAGAAGGAGGCACAGCAGCUCGACCUCCGGACAGCCGGGAAGAGGAGCCGAGGGAGGCCGCAGAGCGCAGACGCUGCCAGAAGAUGGAUUUUAAGGCCAACCUCAAGGGCGUCAAGGCCAAGAUGGAGGAGGACCGCAAGGGGAACUCCUCGCAGCAGGUCGACUUCCGCGCCGUGUUGGGCAAGAAGGGCGCCGGCGGCAACGACAACAAACCCGCAGAGACGCCCGGCGGGAAGAACGCCGCCGACUUCCGCUCCGUCCUCGCCAACAAGAAGAAGCCAGCGAGCCCCGAGAAGAACGGGGAGAGCGGCAAGGCAACGGCAAACAACUGCGUGGACGGAGGGAUUAACGAGAAGAAGAGCGAAGGUGGAGGAGGAGGAGGUGGAGGAGGGAAGGCCCCGGUGUUCGUGGAGAAGCUGAGCGACGUGACGGUGCUGGACGGGCAGCGGCUCCGGCUGCAGUGCCGCCUCGCCGUCGCCUCGGAUCCUGCAGACGCCGCCGUCGCAUGGAUGCUGGACGGAAAGAUCAUCAAGUCGUCCAAGUUCAUCGUCCUCGCCAACGAAGGUGGGCUGUGCUCCCUGACGAUAGGCAAAGCUCUGCCAGAGGACGAAGGGCAGUACAAGUGUAGAGCUGAGAGCUCAGCCGGCAAAGACGAAUGUUCCUGUAUGGUUCUAGUAGACGAUCCAACAGAAAACUCUCCGGCUGACAAGAAGUCCAAGAAGACAACUCCGACCUCAGAGAGUGAAGCGAGAAUAAAGAAGCCGACGGCCAAGACUCCUCCGAAACAAGUUGCUCCUCCUCAGAUCCUGCAGUUCCCGGAGGACAUGAAGAUCCUGGCGGGGGAAAAGGUGGAGAUCCUCUGCAAGUUCUCUGGAGCUCCGCCCAUCAACUGCACCUGGCUGAAGUUCAGGAAACCAAUCCAGGGCUCCUCUGAUAUCUCCAUAGAGAGCAGUGACAGCAGCAGCAGACUGACCAUCAGCAGCGGUCAGCAGGAGCACUGUGGAUGUUACACCAUCGAGCUGAGGAACGCCGUCGGCCUCCGUCAGGCCGCCCUCAACCUCACCAUCGUCGAUAAACCCGACCCCCCAGCCAGGGUCCCUGCAGCCUCAGACAUCCGGCGGGCCACUCUGACCCUGUCAUGGUACGGGCCAACCUACGAUGGAGGCAGCGCCGUGCAGUCCUACAACCUGGAGAUCUGGGACUCGGUGGAGCCGCAGUGGAAGCUCCUGGUGUCCUGCAACAGCACCUCCUACAACGUGCAGAACCUUCUUCCAGAGCGUCAGUAUAAGUUUCGUGUCCGGGCCGAGAACAUCUACGGAGUCGGAGAGCCGAGUGCCGAAUCUGAGCCGGUGACUGUUGGCCUGGUGAAUGAUGAUGAAGAGGCCGAGGCAGAGGAGGAGGAUGAAGACGUAGACAAGGAGCCGGACUACAGAGAUGUCUCCAUCAGGACGGACGUGAAGGUGAAGGAGCUGUACGACGUGGAGGAGCGGCUGGGAACGGGGAAGUUCGGGCAGGUCUUCAAACUGGUGGAGAAGGCGACGAAGAAGGUGUGGGCGGGCAAGUUCAUCAAAGCGUACUCGGCAAAGGAUAAAGACAACGUCCGGCACGAGAUCGGCAUCAUGAACAGCCUCCAUCACCCCAAACUGGUGCAGUGCAUCGACGCCUUCGAGGGGAAGUCCGACAUCGUCAUGGUGCUGGAGAUGAUCUCUGGCGGCGAGCUGUUUGAGCGGAUCAUUGACGAGGACUUCGAGCUGACGGAGCGGGAGGUGAUUAGAUACAUGCUGCAGAUCAUCGAUGGAGUCAGCUUCAUACACAAACAAGGCAUCGUCCACCUCGACCUCAAACCCGAGAACAUCAUGUGUGUCAACAAGACCGGCGGCAAAAUCAAACUCAUCGACUUCGGCCUCGCCAGGCGACUAGAAAACGCGGGAACUCUGAAGGUUUUGUUUGGGACUCCAGAGUUUGUGGCUCCAGAAGUGAUCAACUAUGAAGGCAUCAGCUAUCCCACCGACAUGUGGAGUAUAGGAGUCAUCUGUUACAUACUGCUGAGCGGUCUGUCUCCCUUCAUGGGCGACAACGACAACGAGACUCUGUCCAACGUCACCUCGGCCUCCUGGGACUUUGAGGACGAGGCCUUCGAUGAGAUCUCUGACACGGCGAAGGACUUCAUCACCAACCUUCUGAAGAAAGACAUGAAGGCUCGGCUCACCUGUGCUCGGUGUUAUGAACACACCUGGCUGAAACAGGACACCACCACCAUGAAGGCCAAGAAGCUCUCCAAGGAGAGGAUGAAGAAGUACAUUCUGAGGAGGAAAUGGCAGAAAACGGGUAACGCAGUGCGAGCCAUCGGCCGACUGUCGUCCAUGGCGAUGAUGGCCGGAGUCAGCGCCAAGAAGGGCUCGCCGACAGAAGAGGACAACCAGUUCCUGGAGUGUUUGGAGUUCGAGCAGAAGUCGGACUGUAAACCUUCUUUCAGUUCGGUGAUCAAAGACGUCGAGGUGGUCGAAGGCAGCGCAGCUCGCUUUGACUGCAAGAUCGAAGGUUUCCCUGACCCGGAGGUGGUUUGGUACAAAGACGAGCAGCCGAUCAAAGAGACGCGACACUUUCAGAUCGACUACGACGAGGAAGGAAACUGCAGUCUGGUCAUUUCAGAGGUGUCGGGUGACGACGAUGCCAAGUACACGGUGAAGGCGGUCAACAGUCUGGGGGAAGCGACCUGCACCGCCGAGCUGCUGGUGGAGGUGAUGGCCGGAGAGGAAGAGGAGGAGGAAGAGGAGGAAGAGGAAGAAUAGAGCAUGUGUUGGUCUGGACUCCCACAGGAGGAGGAGGAGGAGGAGGUGCUGCUCCUCUUCAGACCUUAGCAGGAAACAAAAAACAGGUUGGGAUUGGAGGAGGAGGUGGGCGGGGUUUCCUCACCUGCAUCAUGCUUUGUGCUAAACCCCGUCCACCUGAAACCUGGAGAACAGAAGCCCCGCCCCCCUCAGCUUAGCCUCCAAUCAUUGGUGGGUUUCCUCACAUUUCAUUGGUCUUCUGUCUGUUUACAUCACAUUAAAAUAAGAACUUACAAUAAAGAUAAACUAAUAAACGUUUUAGAGGGAACACAUCGAUGAUGCGCUGCUAGCUGCUCCCAGUGCCCAUCACCAAAGGCUCAUGGGAGCUGUAGUUCUUCGGGGCGCGGGCCUUUGGCGCUCUGUAAAACCAAACCAUGCUGAACGUAGCGCAUGUACACCUGCUCCCUGUGGGAGGCCAGGGGAGGAAGACGAUGGUACAAUGAAGGCCGGGAGGAACAUAGCUUUACAUUCACAGAGUCAAGUCACCUGAUGUCUCCCUGUGGCAGGAGACGAAGGUCGUAAUGACUACAAACAACAAGGCAGACGGUGGUGUUAGCGUGGUGUUAGCGCUGCGGCUAACGGUGUGGCAGAGGCUCAAAGACGAGAUUGGAACGUAGCUGUAUAUUAACCCUCACUAGAACUCAUAUUUCUGAUAGACGGCUAACUAAUGUUUGUUAGCUAACAUCAGCCUUAACAUGUUAGCUCAGUAGCUAACAAACAUUAGCUUAUUAGCAGUAGAUGUUUAGGCUUUCAAGAUUUAUUGAAACAGAUUGAACCACCAGAAUACAAUUUGUUCACAAUGUGUGAAAAAAAUAGUUAGCAUGUUAGCUAACGUCGGCGUAGUGACGUUAGCUAACGUUUAUAACGUAUGUUAGCACACCUCGUUUUCCUUCUCGUUUCUGAAUCUUUUUAUUUACAAAGUGUUUUAUUCUUGCGAUAGUUCGUGACACAAGAACACCACGCAGAAGGUUUACGUCGCCACACGGGGCUUCUGGGUAAUGAAGUCUUCCAAGUCAAGGGAUCGCCACUGAGCUGCUAAAAACCAAGUGCCUUAAUCGUCCCGUGACCGGACUCUGUGAUUGUGAGGCUGAGAUAUAAGUUAUAUAACAAUAAUCCAUGUUUUAUUCUAUAAUCUUUGCAUCUGAUGUGUUCAGCUAAGAAAAGUUGAACGUGUCUGUUUGUUUCUUCUGAAUGAGCACUUUUCUUAUCUUGUUUGUAUUUUUGAGUUUUACUCUGAAAACCUCUUCCAGCUGACGUGAACUUGUGUCGUUGGCCUUAAAGCAACACGCGACACUUUCCAUGACGUCUGGAGGAUUUUCUACGAUCACAUUUGAGACGUUCGGCUGCCUUUAAAACACGUUUGUUAGCACGUCGUUAGCGUGGCGUUAGCACGUCGUUGGCACUCCGUCCUUCUGGUCAAACCAAAACACCACGACUAAAUAUUCAGGAAUACUGCGUGGUACAACUCUUAUCUCUUUAUCGACGUUCAGGAAAAGAAACGUAUUUAAAAACUUGGACCUCAAAAUUAAGAAAUCUGUAUUUUGUAAAUUAGAUGUGGAUUUCAUUAUUUUAAGGUCCAGUGUUUCUCAUUUUACAAUUUUGAGGAAAUCUCUAAAAGAUUUAAUCUCAAAUAAUUUUGGUAACUAUUUUUACUACUUCUGCAAAUAUUACAAAGUGAGUAAAUAUCACAAACACUUGAAGACGAAACCUGAAGUUUAUUUAACUGUCUCUGUGAUGAGAAAACAACGUUACACUCCCAAGCAGCUCCCGGUGACCUCUGACCCCUCGGCUCUUUUCUUUUCCACAUUCCAGCUCUCUGUUUGUGAUUUGAAACAUUUAUUUAAAGGUUUUCAACCAAAGAAACGUCUCUAAUAAUUCACAGGUGUGUUUGUGUGAUCAUCCGAUGCUGAGACCUUACCUGGUCCUGUGUGUGUGUUUGGUGGUUGUGUGUUUUAAGAAUGUUUUAUUUUUAGACUUAUUUAAUGCACAGAUUCAUAAUUCUGAUCUUCUCGCCAGCACUUGACUCGUCACCGUUGUUACAACCGAACCGAGCGGCGGACUCGCUCCUCCACGGGUUUGUUUGCUAUUAGAUGUAUGUAGAUUAUAUUUCUCUAAUUUUUAUAAAUAUAUAUCGGUUUGAUGACUGCAGAUGACAUGUAUAAGAACACUACAACUGUAGUUACAGAAAAUAAAUAAAUCUAUCAC
Messenger RNA from Cyclopterus lumpus (lumpfish), 5103 nucleotides. It is a transcript of the gene mylkb, whose product is annotated as myosin light chain kinase b. The record is from RefSeq and is a predicted model, not a curated record. The transcript is spliced from 19 exons. Gene Ontology annotation, biological process: protein phosphorylation. Gene Ontology annotation, molecular function: ATP binding; protein kinase activity; protein binding. The coding region runs from base 151 to 2859 and encodes 902 amino acids. NCBI's taxonomy places the organism in Eukaryota, Metazoa, Chordata, Actinopteri, Perciformes, Cyclopteridae.